AUGUUGGCGUAUGGCUCAUCUGCUGAUCAAGUGGAUGAGAUUGCCCGGAUGGGAAAGUCCACUAUUUUGGAGACCUUGGUGAGAUUUUGUAAUGCAGUCGAAACUCUGUACACCAGGGACUACCUGCGUAGACCUACGCCCAGGGACCUGCAACGACUUCUACAAAAAGCGGAAGAGAGAGGAUUUCCAGGAAUGAUUGGUAGUAUCGACUGCAUGUACUGGCAGUGGAAUAAUUGCCCGACCGCUUGGCAAGGCGAUUAUGGGAAUCGGAAAGGCCAAAAAAGCAUCAUCCUUGAAGCCGUUGCCGGUUUUGAUACGUGGGUUUGGCAUGCUUUCUUCGGAGUUGCCGGAUCUCAAAAUGACUUGAACGUCUUGGGUCAAUCCCCGGUGUUCAAUGAUGUUUUGAGAGGUGAAGCCCCAAAUAUCACCUAUCAAAUCAACAAUACCGUCUACCAAAAUGGGUAUUAUCUAGCUGAUGGCAUCUACCCGAGGUGGACCACAUUUGUCAAGUCAAUUCCGCAUCCUCGAUCCCAGAAGCAAAAUUUUUUUGCUACAUAUCAAAAGGGGCACAGAAAAAAUGUGGAGAGGUGCUUUGGUAUCCUCCAAGCCCGAUGGGCUAUUAUUAGGGGUACGGCACGUAUGUUUGAUGAGGAGGUGCUGAGGAGCAUAAUGAUGACAUGCAUCAUCCUCCAUAACGUGAUUGUGGAGGAUGAGUAUGAAUCUAUGAUUAUUCAUCUGAAGACGUGUACGAACCGGAUCCAAUGA
Messenger RNA from Prunus avium (sweet cherry), 765 nucleotides. The record is from RefSeq and is a predicted model, not a curated record. Lineage: Eukaryota; Viridiplantae; Streptophyta; Magnoliopsida; Rosales; Rosaceae.